Molecule: messenger RNA, 306 nt
Organism: Suillus subaureus
Lineage: Eukaryota; Fungi; Basidiomycota; Agaricomycetes; Boletales; Suillaceae
Exons: 2
Coding region: 1-306 (101 amino acids)
Source: RefSeq, a predicted model, not a curated record
AUGUAUAACUGGAACUCAGCAGAGCUCCGGCUCUGGGAGUUGACUAGAGCUACAGGAGGUGGCUGCAGGACACAAGCAGAGGACAAUGGAGGGGCAUGGAUGGUGGGACGGAUGAACAAGACGCAGACCUUGGUAGUGGCGAAAGAUGUCCGCCUGCGUGAAUGGAUCGGAACUGCGACAUCAGGGUAUGUGGAAGUUGUUUUAGAACCGGAUUAUCUGACACGUACUAAACGGUCAACUGCAGCAUGGCUCUGGCAUUUGUCCGGGAUAGUCCAAUUAUGGUUGAGCGUUGAGCUAAGGCUCUGA